AUGUCGGCUCCUGGUGCUGAAACAUGCGAGGGACGGGUUCAGCUUCACAAUCUUCCAGAUGCCAUCACAGCGAUUGAAAAUGACAACUCCACAAUUAAAAAUUCCACAUCAGACUACAGCAAGACAUCUAGCAGAAGAUCUUUGAGACAACGAAGGGAUACUCUCACUCAGUGGGUUAAUGAUAAAAGAGAAAAAGUCAUGACUGUAAAACAAUUAAAGAGGUAUCUGUUGGCCACUAUAAGUCGAUCACUCUUCACAGCACACGGCAUUGUGAUGAUAUGGCUUCUGGUUGAAGUGAUGUGCAAUCCGGAGUACUGGAUUCUACUAAUAGGUCUUUUUGGUGUAUACGUUGAGAUGUUCAUUACACUCAAUGUAACAGAGAAAGGAGAAUGGAAAUGGUUCUCACCAACAGUGUUCAUAUACCUCUGCGUGACAAUUCCGUGCAUCUUUCUGUCGGAACUUGAACUUCAACAAAACUCAAAUGUUUGGUGUAACUAUACGUCAUAUCGUGAAUGGUUGGAUGCAAUGGAGCAGCUGAUGAUCCUAGUUUUGAUUAUGGGACGAUGGAUAAUGCCAAAGGGAGCGAUGACGAGGGAACAACUUGCACAGCUUCUGCUCCUAUAUAUCGGACUGGGUGCUGAUAUACUGGAUAUUUUAACAUUUUUAAAAGAUGAUCAGAUAAGAAAAAAUAACGUAACAGUAGUGGGAUUAUGUCUUUUCAGCUGGGCGAUCUUGCAGUUCACAUUAGUACUCACGCAAUCAUCAGAGUCUGUGGAUAAAAGAAUUAGCAAAGAUUCUGUCUCUGUGCCUGCUGCACGCAAACAAUGCAGUUGCAUGCUCUCUGCUAGAGAGGUAUGGUCUCUGGUAAUAGCAGUGGUGAUGCAGGACGGGCCCUUCCUAGGUUUCCGCCUUUACCUCCUAAUUAAGCACGGAGUGCGUAGUAAAACAUUGAUAUUCUUUAUCUGCAAAAACAUACUGACCGUUACAAUAGAAAUAUAUAGGAUUAUUGUGGUAUGGAGACAGGCACAUAGAAACAGAAUGUGA
Molecule: messenger RNA, 1044 nt
Organism: Pelobates fuscus (common spadefoot toad)
Lineage: Eukaryota; Metazoa; Chordata; Amphibia; Anura; Pelobatidae
Product: transmembrane protein 26-like
Exons: 6
Coding region: 1-1044 (347 amino acids)
Source: RefSeq, a predicted model, not a curated record